Westerdykella ornata is the source of this 429-nucleotide messenger RNA. RefSeq lists its product as uncharacterized. The transcript has a single exon. The record is from RefSeq and is a predicted model, not a curated record. Lineage: Eukaryota; Fungi; Ascomycota; Dothideomycetes; Pleosporales; Sporormiaceae. Bases 1 to 429 code for a protein of 142 amino acids.
AUGAAUCCCCAGAGCAAUCCUUCUCUGUCGUUUACCCCAGGUCCUUUCCGGUCCGUCGAAGGAAUGCAGAUCAAUGGAAUUCCCAACUCGUGGAGCACACCGUCCGACAACUUGGGCGCCAUAUGGAAAGAUCUACCCUCCCUACACUCAACCGGCGCUCCGAUCGCCAGCACUGUCUUCCCAGGGUUUCUUAGGAGCUCCAUAUUUGACUCUACAUUCUCAAGCUCCUACCUUUCAGGAUUCGUUUCCUACUUAGAGCCAGCGGACGGAGGAAAAGAAGACAAGAAGAAAACGGAAUAUGUCUGGCUCUGUUGCGGCUGCAAGCGUACUUGGAAUAGCUACCGCUACCAAUCGCACUGCAGUGAUCCCAACUGCGGCCAUCAACGCUCCACCUGCUGUACCAUUGAGGCCCUUCCCAAUAGGAAGUAG